This is a messenger RNA of Leptinotarsa decemlineata (Colorado potato beetle), 1812 nucleotides long. RefSeq names its product RING finger protein 141. Gene Ontology annotation, molecular function: ubiquitin-protein transferase activity. Gene Ontology annotation, biological process: protein autoubiquitination. The record is from RefSeq and is a predicted model, not a curated record. NCBI's taxonomy places the organism in Eukaryota, Metazoa, Arthropoda, Insecta, Coleoptera, Chrysomelidae.
CUUAAGUCUAUGUUUACAUGUUAAUUGUUUUGAUGAAAGUUUACAGUUUUAUUUUCAAACUCAGUUGAUUUAUGAAACUUGUUAUAAAAAAUUCUGUAAAGUAAUGUGCUAAUAGCAGUUCUAUGAUGAAUGUCUCUAUAUUCAUGCUCAACUGAAUCAUUUCUGAAGGAUUUAACCACACAUAUUUGUAAGAAUAUUUGAAAUCCAAAAAUGGGCUCCACUACUUCUCAAUUUCAAGAUGUUUUCUCACAAAUUCUGAGUGAAGACCCUAUCAACACUCUUUUAUCUGAAGAGAUAAACAGUUUAACUUAUGAACAAUUUCUUGGUAUUCUCGGUGAAUUGAAUUUGCUAACCAAAAAAUGUCUGGACUCUGAUGGAAACCAGUUGGUAUUUGCGGUCAAGAGAGAUUCUGAUUCAACAAUAUUUUGGAAAGCUACAGUGCAGAUUGCUUGUGUGAAAAUAGACCCUGUUACUCAAAAGGUUGGGACAUUCAGACUGCUAUCACUAAGUGAAUUUUUGAAAGUCUUUAAAACCUUGAAGUGCCAACUUGUAGCAGUGGAACAUUGUGAAAGGAAUGAAUCACACGACACCUGUCCAAUUUGCAGAGAAAAACUAGAAAGUACCGAUGACACAUGGGUCAUUUCAGAGGUACCGAAAGCAGAGGAAAUAAAUAAGGAAAUUAGAAAUAAUCUUAUGGAACUAACGCAUGAUAGAUCAUCUCCCUGUAGCCCUUCUUAAAUUAUGUUUCUACUGUAUUGCUUGUUGAUUGGUGAUAACGAUUCAACCUAGAGAUGUAAAACUUAAAACUCCAAAUUGAUUGGCUGUUUUGUAAGAUUGUGAUGAAUGAUACUUGCCAAACUAAUGUAUUGACAUUUUUAAGACAAAAAUAUAUGCAGGGUGUUUCCAAGGUGAUAUUUUUAUUUGCUUAUUAUCUAUAGUUUAUUCAAAUAUUGAUACAAAAAUUUUGAAUAGGAUCUUGAUUGCUUCAAAUUUUAAGAUAAGAGGAGAAUCACGAUUUCUGAAGAAAAUAAUUAUUUAAGCAUUAGUGAAAUAUUAUAUCAAUAAUUCAUUAGUUCGGAAUAACUGAAAUACUCCUUUACAACUUACUACUGUGCAUUUUCAGAAAAUGUAAUGGAAAAACUUUGGUAUCUUCAGAAAAAAUAUAAUUCAGUUCAGGAAUCGGAUUUGGAAACACCCUAUAUAUAACUGAGAGAGGGUGUUAAGAUAAGACAGGCAUCUAAAGGCCCUUACAUGAACACAUUUGAUUAUUAUCUUGUUAUAUAGUUUUAUAAGUGUAUAUACAACCUUAUAUUCAAUUACUGAUAUCAGAGAGAAGUUAUUUUCUUCAACUGAAAGGUAAUUGAAGGAGUGAAGGAUUAUUGGAAUAAUAAAAUCUCUAAUGGAGUCUUCAAAUUUAGAUUGAAAUAAAGUUGACUACUGGAAUGAUGGUUCUUGCCCAAGUUGUUUUUUGUUUUUCAUUUUAUCACAAUGUAUUUAUAAAUAUUGCCUCAAGUGUGACAGCAGUGCAAAAUAUUUUAAUAUUUUAAUUUUCCUGGUCCCAUAAGGUGCAAAAAAGUAAAAAAAUUAGUUACUUUUAUGAAAAGCCUGACAAAUCGCACAGUUGGUGAUAACCAUAUAGUUUUAUCAUUCAAAGAACACUUUCAUAAUUUUCAAUAAAAAAUUAUUUGUGAUUUGUGACACUUUGUAUAUAUUCAUUAUUUGUUAUCUUUAUUUAUAUUGUAUUAUCCUUGAAAUUUUACUUAUUUAAAAAUCUGUCGUGUUAUAUUACGAAAUAAAUUUUCAAUAAUUUCA